Messenger RNA from Candoia aspera, 1583 nucleotides. RefSeq names its product phospholipase A2 group III (gene PLA2G3). Lineage: Eukaryota; Metazoa; Chordata; Lepidosauria; Squamata; Candoiidae. The record is from RefSeq and is a predicted model, not a curated record. The transcript has 7 exons. Gene Ontology annotation, molecular function: A2-type glycerophospholipase activity. Gene Ontology annotation, biological process: arachidonate secretion; phospholipid metabolic process. Bases 1 to 1506 code for a protein of 501 amino acids.
AUGGGCUUCUCCGCGCGCGUGCUGCCUCUGCUGCUGCUGCUGGCCCUCGGCCUGGCGCCCUCCCGCGCUCGCGGCUCCUGGACCGAAGCUAACACCGCCUGUCACACGAGGGCCACCGGGGGCCGCUCCCGGCUGCUCAGCUUCCUGUGGCUGCGCCCCGACGGGUCCCCGGCGGUCCUGGUGCAGAGCCUCUGGGACGCGCGCAGCUGGCAGUUGCUGGAGUGCGCCUGGCGGACGGAGCCGGCGCUAACCCGCCGCUACCUGGAGCUCUGCGCGCCGGGGCGGCUCCGCGACCCUCUGGUGCGCGCCUCCUGGGGGCCGGAGCUGCGGAGAGAGCUGGGCGCCUUGGAAGCGCGGCAAGGCGGCUGCAAGGGAGCCCCGGCCGCGGCAAGCAGCGUAGCGCCCGCAGGAGGGCAGGAAGCGCAGGCGCGCCCGCGGACUCGGCGGGGCUUGACGCUUCCCGGGACACUCUGGUGCGGAGCCGGGGACUCGGCUAGCCAGUCCUCCGAACUGGGGGUUUUCCAGGGCCCAGACGUGUGCUGUCGUGAACAUGACCAGUGUGAUGCGCACAUCUCCCCUCUAGGGUUUAAGUACGGCAUCCGUAACUACCGCCUGCACACCGUUUCUCACUGCAGCUGUGAUAACAGGUUCAGGGAUUGCUUGAGGAACCUCAGUGACACCAUCUCCAACUUCAUUGGGACCAGCUUCUUCAAUUUGCUGGAAACCCCAUGCUUUGACCUGGAAGAGAGCGAGGAGUGCCUUGAAUGGCACUGGUGGGGCGGGUGUAAGAGGUAUGGCCCAAUGCCGCUGGCUCACAUGGUGGAUCCAAGCCCAUAUCACCCCAUUGAGGACCCCAACACUACCACAUCUCCUCCCGAGCCCAGAAGGCAUCGAGGUAAAGGGCAAAAGCCCAGCUGGAAAGGCAGAAAAGGGCGGAAGAAGCUGGCCGAGGAGAAGAAGGGGCUGCCACCCAAGGUGCAGGGUCCAAUCACCCCACUGACCCCGACCACCAAGCCAGAUCAAGCCACUCCCAUCCCAGGAACAAGCUCCUCCGCCCUGUCACAGAGGUGCCGCUGCUACCAACGGCUGGAUCGGUGCCCCUUCAAAAUUGCUCCCAAUGAGUUCAGGUACCAGCUCCACAAUUCAGAUGACCGCACCCUCUUCCACUGCAACUGCACCCGCCGGUUGGCCCAGUUCCUGCGCAGGAGGAAGGGUCCCAAUGAGGUGGAAGAGGAAGUUCUGUCCCACUACGUCUCCCACUCCUGCUUUGUUCUGGAAGCCCUCCCAGGCUGCACGACGGGAGAGGAAGGCCGGCCCAACUGCAUCAGCGUUGGCAAAGCCAUCCUGGCCCCGGCUCGCCACCUCACCAACCGGCUGACUGGCAAACGGGCAGGGGCCUCUUUCAAAGUGAAGCGCCAAGGACGGGCAUCCCUCAAGGGAGCCACCAAGCUGUUUGACAAGUGUGUGCAGCUGGUGCGAGCCAACCUCCCCCUGGUGCCACGCUGAGCAAGGGCACCUUUGCCACUGUGCACGUGAGAGGGCCGAGCCCAGGAAGAGAACACAGCAGAGCUCAGCCAUGCCGG